Messenger RNA from Cryptotermes secundus, 4090 nucleotides. It is a transcript of the gene Cka, whose product is annotated as striatin-3. Bases 43 to 2232 code for a protein of 729 amino acids. The record is from RefSeq and is a predicted model, not a curated record. Lineage: Eukaryota; Metazoa; Arthropoda; Insecta; Blattodea; Kalotermitidae. Gene Ontology annotation, molecular function: protein binding. The transcript has 13 exons.
GUUCAUUAAAGCACACGAAGUUGCUGUAAUGGCGGCCAUGUCAUGAAGAUACCAAGUCAGUGCGGUGGGCCCACAAUGGAAGAUAGUUCUCCAUCACAAAAUCACAACGGACAACUGGGACCUUCAAGUGGUGGAAUUAAUGUAGGCAAUAAGCAAAGUGAUGAAGGAAACCAAAAAACUCAAUACUCCAUCCCUGGUAUAUUGCACUUCAUUCAACAUGAGUGGGCAAGGUUCGAGAUGGAAAGGUCGCAAUGGGAAGUGGAUAGAGCUGAGCUACAGGCCAGGAUAGCUUUUCUUCAAGGAGAAAGGAAAGGGCAAGAAAAUUUAAAAAAUGAUUUAGUUCGACGAAUAAAGAUGUUGGAGUAUGCACUAAAGCAAGAAAGAGCAAAAUACCACAAGCUAAAAUAUGGAACCGAGUUACAGCAAGGUGACAUGAAACCACCAAUUUUUGAUGAGCCGGGGGGACCGGAAGCUCCAGUAGAUGGAGAAGCACCUUUCACUUCUGUUAGUAAUGUAAGCUGGCGGCAAGGAAGACAGCUUCUCAGGCAGUAUCUUCAAGAAAUUGGUUAUACUGAUACAAUAAUAGAUGUACGUUCAAAUCGUGUUCGCUCAUUACUUGGUCUUAACAAUAAUGCAGAAAGUGAAGAAAACCUAAAUAACGCCCCAGUUGUAACAGCGCUCAAUGGAAAUGAGUCAUCCAAUAAACGGGCCAGUGAGAAUCAAGGCCGCAGGACACCCGCCAAAAAGGCCCAGCCAUCAUCUUUAGCAGAAGCAAUGAUUCUGGACACAGAAGCAGCAGUUAUAGCAAAUUUUGAAUUCCUCUCCCAAACUGAUGUUGAUAUGGAUGAUGAUGAUGAUAUGAGUGAUGAUCUUGAGCCACCUGAUGAUGAUGAUCAAGAUGAUGUUAAGACAACCAAGCGUAAGGGAAAGUCUCUAAUGUUGAAUGAAGGUUUGGCAGAUGAUGUGGAUGCUGAAGCAGAAGAAGUCCUCAAUGAGUUGAACCUACUGACAGAGACAGAAGAUUCUGGUUCUGAUAUACAUACACAAGGCGAUCCAACUGAUUGGGGAGGUGCAGGUAUGGGGUUCCAGCCUGGUGCAGGCCAUCGUCGACAGAUGGGAGCAGGAGGCCUAGGAGAUGAGGACGUUCCAAAUCUUGGUUUAGGUGAACUUGCACAACUCACAGUGAACAAUGAGGCAGAGGCUGCAUAUGAUAUUGCAACCACAAAAGAAUCCUAUAGAAAGACAUGGAAUGCGAAGUACACACUUCGCAGUCAUUUUGAUGGAGUACGUGCCCUGGCAUUUCAUCCUGUGGAGCCUGUUCUCAUCACAGCAAGUGAAGAUCACACACUCAAACUAUGGAACCUUCAAAAAACAGUGCCUGCCAAGAAGUCAGCCUCAUUAGAUGUGGAGCCACUGUACACAUUCCGAUGCCACACUGGGCCUGUUUUAUGUCUUGCAAUGAGUGCUACAGGAGAACAGUGCUACAGUGGAGGCUUGGAUGGUGCCAUCCAUUGCUGGAACUUACCUUGCGCCAACAUAGAUCCAUAUGAUUCAUUUGAUCCAGGUGUGCUGACCGGGAACAUGGAAGGGCAUACAGAUGCUGUUUGGGGGCUCAGUAUACACAGUCAACGUCUACAGCUGCUUUCGUGCUCAGCUGAUGGCACGGUUAAACUCUGGUCACCUACUAGCAAAGUUCCACUUCUUUCCACGUAUAUUUCUGAUCAAGAUGGAGCCCCAACUUCAGUGGACUUCAUCCGAGAUGAACCAAAUCGUAUGGUGGCAGCGUAUAAUUCUGCCCAUUGUAUUGUCUAUGAUUUGGAAUCAGGGAAACCCGUUGUACGGCUUGAAACAACUCAGGAGGUUGACAACAAUGUGAUAGGUCGACAGAUCAACUGUGUAGUGGCACAUCCGACUCUACCACUGACUAUUACAGCGCAUGAAGACAGGCACAUCCGAUUCUUUGAUAAUACAACAGGGAAGUUGGUUCAUUCAAUGGUAGCACAUCUUGAUUCAGUUACCAGUCUUGCUGUUGACCCCAAUGGACUCUAUCUACUUUCAGGGAGUCAUGACUGCAGCAUUCGCUUGUGGAAUCUAGACAACAAAACAUGCGUUCAAGAAAUCACAGCCCACCGUAAAAAAUUUGAUGAGAGUAUCUUCGAUGUGGCGUUUCACCCUUCACGGCCGUACAUUGCAAGUGCUGGUGCUGAUGCUCUUGCCAAGGUGUUUGUGUGAAAUCACUGAGGCAAUGAAAGGGAAAUAUGAAUAGACAGAGAACAGCGCCAGCAGGGAGGUGGGAGGGUUGCCACCAGUGCAGGCAGUUUAUGUUGACAGUGGUGAAUCUCAUGAUGGUAAACAGUAUGGCUGCUUGUAACAACAAAUGUUAAUUGCACUUGGUGGGGGUCAUAUGGUAAGUCAAGAGGGGGAUGCCAAUCUGAACGACUCCUUUCAUUACAUUCUUCCCUCAAGCAGAAUGGUGUCUGUGGCAUUGCUCCUCCUCCCAUCUAUCUUGCAAGACCGGGUCAGACGGUGCCAUGUACAUCAGCAAUUAGGAGAGAGACAUAACUUGAAUAGCAGUGACUUACUGAGAACACACAGCAGAUUUGUGUCUGUUCUGUCUGUUUCAGUGGAGUACAAUCAUCAGAUGGUUCACAUUUCAGUGUCUUGUAGUCUGGGUUGUACAGUGGAUGGAAAGUACGAAGUCUAGACAGAUGAAAAGUCGAAAGAAAGCUCUCAUGCUUAUGCAGAAGUUGCGUGCAUGUACUUCAAGAUUAUUAAGCAGUAAGAUCAAAAUUGUGUCUUCGCAUGCUGCAGCGAUGUGACGUGGGGUAUGUGGACACUGCGUACCUGGCCAUGACUGCCCAUUUGUCGAGUACUGACAUUCAUGACCGAUGGUAGCUUUAAAAGAAACUGUGUUUAUGAACAUAGCAUGCAGUGUGCAUAGGAGUGUUCAUGCAAGUGUGUUACUGAGGUGCAGUAACGGUGUCAUUUCAUUUUAAAGUGAGCUCAUCAAAUACUUUGCUGCAUCCAGUUGAAUUACUCGGGUUGCACCGUCUGACCUGAUUAUAAUAGUCAUUUACACAGCAAAGCCUAAGAGAUCUUGUGAUAUGAUAUUUUCUUUAAUAUGUGGACUUCUACUGACAUAUCUUGAAGAUGUUUCCGCUGUGGCUUUUGCACUGUGAAAAGUGGCAGUUGUAGAAAUUACUAACAUAGCUUUAAUUUUCAAUAUACUCAUAGCUGUUGAUGAAUUUUCAGGUAAUAAUACCAUUAAAAACUGGAAAAAGACUGAGAUGUUUGUUGCAUCAUGAUUUCCUCACUGAAAAAUUUGACUAAGGGAAGUGCCAAUUUAGUACACUGGUUGGAAAUAGAGCAAUAAUUUUGUUAACAUGAACUUGGUGUGUGCAGUUGUUUCUUCUUAUUUACUACUUUCUACUUAAUUUUUAUUGCGAUAUUCUGUAACUUGCUAUAUUUACUUCCACAUCCACGAACAUGUGUAGACAAAGUUGCCAUCUUCAUGGUUGAAAUGCGUAAAUUUUUGUGAAAUAAAUGUCAUAACAUGUCUUUUAUGUUUUACUGUGUAAAUGGCCAUUUAUAGUGUUAUUUUACAAUUAAAAUGGUCUCCAUCCUCUGCAGUAUCCAGAACCCAAGAUAACUUUAGGUUCAGGUAUGGGAUAGAGGUCUGAUAUUGUCAUUGUAUAUGUUAACUUAUAUGUAACUUUUUUUUAAACGGCUGCACUUUGUAUUGUGGUGGCUGGCUAGUGCAAGAUGGGCAGAGUCAGUUCAAUAUUCUUAGAGGCAGGAAGUAAAGUAAACAAAAUGUGUGUUUAACUGUAAAAUAUUGUAUUUAAAGUAGAACUACUGUGUAGCUCCAGAAACGUAUAAUAUAAUUAUGAAUUCAUUUUUAUGAAAGUAGGUAAAGGUUCACAGCAGUCAGUGUUGUUCAGAACUGGAUGACCAUACAUACGAUUUAUAUUUACAUGUAAUUAUUGCUAGAGGUUUUUUUGUAAAUGUUUAAAAUUUCGCCUUAUUAAAGUAAGCAACUCUUUAAUUUCAAAAUAAUGUUACGUUAUUAAAGUCCAUCGAUAAACUGAAA